UCAGGAAUUGUAAAUGUGUAGUUUACAAUAUUUUAACUCAUGACGCAUCCAUAAGCCGAAUAAGAGAUACAACUUGAUGGAUUUGCGCUAUAAUGUAGUUAAAAUGGAAACCCCAUACACACAAGAGGUGCGACAACACGAGCAUCACCACGAAGUGUCGCCACCAUCAGAAACCGCAAGCUCCCGAUCCUCGGAGGAAGCUUCCAGCUCUGGCAUGGCCAUGUAUUUUCAUAUCAGCAACGUGGAGACGAUUCUUUUCAAGUUCUGGCACACAAACUCCGUCUUAGCCAUUGUGGGCUCCUGCGUGGCCGUAUUUAUUGUGGCCAUACUGUACGAGCUGCUCAAGUUCUACCGCGAAUGGCUGAAAAGGAGCGAAGGUCGCCGGCUGUCGGGAGGAGCUCAUCGUCGUCGAUCCUCUCGCAAACGACAUCGUCGCUCCAAAUCGGUGAGCAUUGGCUCUGUGGAUGAAACGACUAUGGCGGGCACACCUGCCAGCUAUGGAAUCACUGAGCGUUAUCCGUGGUUGGCGCCGAUGCAUUGGUAUCAGACCUUUCUCCAUAUGCUCCAGGUGACAAUAUCGUUUAUGCUAAUGCUCGUAUUCAUGACGUUCAACGUGUGGCUCUGUCUGUCUGUUGUUCUCGGUGCUGGACUUGGCUAUUUUAUAUUCUUUGUGAACGAUGAGGGCUUUUCGGAGCAUUGCAACUAAGGCUUUCUUUUCAUUCCGUUGUCCGUUGUCGUCUCGCAGCUAAACACUCUUCUUAUAUGAGUUUGUUAAUGUAUUUUUCUAAUUAAACCAAGCUGUUAAAAUUAUAACAAAA
Molecule: messenger RNA, 818 nt
Organism: Drosophila innubila
Lineage: Eukaryota; Metazoa; Arthropoda; Insecta; Diptera; Drosophilidae
Gene: Ctr1C
Product: high affinity copper uptake protein 1
Exons: 1
Coding region: 77-706 (209 amino acids)
Biological process (GO): copper ion transmembrane transport
Cellular component (GO): membrane
Molecular function (GO): copper ion transmembrane transporter activity
Source: RefSeq, a predicted model, not a curated record